Molecule: messenger RNA, 856 nt
Organism: Struthio camelus australis
Lineage: Eukaryota; Metazoa; Chordata; Aves; Struthioniformes; Struthionidae
Source: RefSeq, a predicted model, not a curated record
UCCGCCAGCUCAUGAAUAUUCAUAGCCUUGGCUGAGUCAAAGCUUUUAGGCGAGUUUGUGUAGAUCUACAGCAUCAUGCUUAGACUUUUCAAAGAGACAAACUCCAUUUUCUUAUGAAUGGAAAGUGAAAAACCCUGUUCCGCUUAAAUUGGGUUCUUUCCUGUCCUGAGAAACACAACAGACCCCAAAAAGGCAAGCUGAAGAGAGAACACACACACAGACCAAGCGACAAGAAAUGACCAUGACUACCAUGCCAGAGAGUCUAAAUAGCCCCGUCUCAGGGAAGGCUGUCUUUAUGGAGUUUGGGCCACCCAGCCAGCAAAUGUCUCCUUCUCCCAUGUCCCACGGACACUAUUCCAUGCACUGUUUACACUCAGCGGGCCACUCUCAGCCUGACAGCUCGUACAGCACAGCUUCGUCCUUCUCCCGACCGCUGGGCUACCCCUAUGUGAACUCGGUCAGCAGCCACUCGACUAACCCCUACAUCAGUUCAGUGCAGUCCUACCCCAACAGCUCCAGCCUGGCUCAGACCCGGUUAGAGGAGACAGGGGCCGAAUCGGAGAAAAGCACUGUGGUAGAAGGAGGGGAAGUUCGCUUUAAUGGGAAAGGGAAAAAAAUCCGCAAACCCAGGACUAUUUAUUCCAGUUUGCAGCUGCAGGCUUUGAACAGGAGGUUCCAGCAAACUCAGUACCUGGCUCUCCCAGAAAGAGCCGAGCUCGCAGCCUCUCUGGGACUCACCCAGACCCAGGUACGGAUGAUGGCAGACGUUGGCUUGCUGGACUUUGGUUCCAGUUGCAUGUGGUAUAGUCAGUCCCCAGUAGCAGAAGACACAGAAGCCAUUAUACUGAAGGUGUAA